AUGGACGUGUCUGCCCCAGUGAGACCGCCCUCCAGCUCGCGCCCUACGCAAGCCUAUUACGUGCCGCGUCGUCUACUGGAGGGUGGUCGCGGUCCGUAUGCGGGAAAUGAGGGGAAACCCUCUCAAGAUACUAUCACCAAUCCGUAUACACCGCCAAACACGACAAAGUCACGACCAAACACUGAGGUGCGUACACCGUCGAGCAAAACCGUCGUCAAAACAUACAUCGAGCCGCGUCCGCUAAUGGCCGAUUUACUGCCAAAGCCCGAUUCUCUUAAGGAGAAACGUCGUGCACCUCGCUACAAUCCACCGCAACCUCCGGCUGCAUCGCUUACUUCACCGCCUCGAAAAAAUCCUGCAGCUCCACCGCAACCAUUCGCUCCAAGAAUUGUCAAUGGACCACGUGGCCCACUUUCACGUCCCAACGCUUUCUGUUCGGUGCCUUUCCCACAGAAAGACGUCUGCAUCUGUGAUCGCCCUAAGACUCACGUCAUUUGCAAGCGAUGUGGCUACGAAUGCAUUGGACGAGUUCAGCUGGUGUGCGAUGUACAUCCAACCAUACUCUCGUUAAUGGACAUGCGAGAGUGUGCUAAUCCCAUCUGUAGGAGUAUACAGAUAUUUGAAUCGUUUACACUAAACGACAACAACAACGAUGACGACAAAUUCGCCACCACCGCCGAGAUUCUACCGUAA
Molecule: messenger RNA, 693 nt
Organism: Cooperia oncophora
Lineage: Eukaryota; Metazoa; Nematoda; Chromadorea; Rhabditida; Trichostrongylidae
Source: the annotation of a GenBank genome assembly